Fusarium oxysporum Fo47 is the source of this 902-nucleotide messenger RNA. Its product is annotated as kinase domain-containing protein. The record is from RefSeq and is a predicted model, not a curated record. Bases 1 to 864 code for a protein of 287 amino acids. Gene Ontology annotation, biological process: regulation of mRNA processing; protein phosphorylation; spliceosomal complex assembly. The transcript has 6 exons. Gene Ontology annotation, molecular function: protein kinase activity; ATP binding. Lineage: Eukaryota; Fungi; Ascomycota; Sordariomycetes; Hypocreales; Nectriaceae.
AUGGGCAGGGGCCGCCAGGAAGUGCCACUAAGCAUACUCCGAGCGAGUCAAUUUAACGGGAGAUAUCAAGUCGCUACAAAGUUAGGCUACGGUGCCAACUCGACUGUAUGGGUGGCUAGAGAUCUUAACCGAUGGCGCUGGUUACAUGAGAAAUAUGUUGCUAUUAAGGUUAAUGCGAUCAAACAGCCUUCACGGCGAGCCCCUCUUGAGAAUGAACUCGACAUGAUGACGCACAUUUCUCAAGUGAAUCCUCAACAAAAAGAAUUCAUAUCUGGAAUCCACAUCUACCUCGUCUUCGAGGCUUUACGCGAACCUCUGUGGCUCUACCGCAGGAGGUACAUAGGUGGUGUUAUACCUCCAGAUAUCUUGAAGAUCUUGGUGCUUCGAUUCUUGAACGAGACGUUCAGGACGAGUUCGAAAAUCCGCUUCCACAAAAGCACCUUGAUGCAAGUACCAUUUAUCUCUCUCGAAAUAACUAUGGACCGCCUUCUAUUCCAACAGUUAUGGGACUUGCUCGAGGGAAAGGGUCUUUUCGAUCCUACAACCUCUGGCAAGGCUGAUAAAUAUGAUGACCAGUCACACCUUGGCCAGAUCACAGCUUUGAUCGGACCCCCGCCCGUGAGCCUUCUAUCUAGAGGCCAAAGAACUCCUAUUUUCUACAAGCCCGACGGUGAACUCAAGGAUCCUGACCGUAUCCCUUGUGAUUUUAGCUUUGAGAACACCAUCAAUUGUAUGAGUGGGGAGGAGAAGCUGAGAUUCAUCCAAUUUAUCAGGAGGAUGGUGAAAUGGAGUCCAGAGGAAAGAAGUACUGCAAGAGAACUCCUUGAAGACCCGUGGCUGCAUGAAGAUUUCUCGCAAGAUUAGAAAGAUAGGAUGUUAGUUAUUAGGAACUACCGAGAUUC